Molecule: messenger RNA, 879 nt
Organism: Micromonas commoda
Lineage: Eukaryota; Viridiplantae; Chlorophyta; Mamiellophyceae; Mamiellales; Mamiellaceae
Exons: 1
Coding region: 1-879 (292 amino acids)
Source: RefSeq, a predicted model, not a curated record
AUGGCGAGCGCGGCUCCGCCCGCCACGAAGCCCGUGGUGCACUCUUUCCCCUCCGACCUCGUGGAGGCGGAGGCGGCUCAACGUGCGAAGGAGGAAAUUCGCCGUAAAGUCGAGGCUGAGCUCGUCGCGGCGCUCACUUCUCUGGAGACCGCCAAGAAUGCCAAAUGGGUCGGGGGCGCAUCCGACAAGGAGAACUCCGAGCCGGGCGCGUCUGACACGAAGCUGAAAGAAGAGCUCGCGCGAACCAAGGAGGAACUGAACGGGUGCAGGUUUCUGCUGCGAGACGCGCAGAAUGCGCUCGCCGAGGAGGCGGCGAAAACGGAGGCGGCGAACAAGGAUGCCCAGCGCUGGGAGGGUGAGGCGAGCAAGCUCCGGGACGAGCUGGCGAGCGUCAAGGAUGAGCUCGACAAGGCCCGCGUGGCGACCGCUGCGGCGCAGGGUUUCGUGAAGCGUCACCAGGAGAUGCAGCGCCAGCAACAGGAGGCGACGGAGAUGAUGCGCCGGGCGGAGGAGUUGAAGCUCGCGAUGGAGAGCCAGGCUGUUGCCGUCGAGCCACCCGUCGCGGCGGAACCCUCGGCGCCCGCGGUGGACGGUGAGAACAUCGGCCACCCGCCUCCUCCUCCCAGGUCGCCCGCGCGACCCACGCCCAAGGCUGGCGAGGAUGCGUUCCCCAAGGUUGACGUCGAGAAGGUCAAGCUCGCCAGACAGGUGGCAAAGCAGACCCAGGAGGCGCUCAGGGCUCAGGAAGCCGCCAUUGCUCAGAUUAACCAACUUCUCGUCGAAAACGCCAAACUGGGCAAGGAGCUCGCGGAGGAGAGGAAGAAGACGGGCGCGCUGGAGAACAUCGGCCAGGACAUCUUCAAGGGUUGGUGGGGCUGA